GACAAAACACAACGGCGGCUUCUCCCUCCAUUCAAUGACGCCAGCCCAUCAGCGAGCGUUUUGAGAUAUGGUCCAGUGCUGAUGGCUGACUCCACACUGUUCAUGUCCAGAGCGCCCCCUGUGGAAGGGAGGCCUGUGGUGCUGAAUGUCGUGGGCCUCCUGGACCCAGUCGGGGAUGAGAACAGCACAGCUGAGAGAUGCUUCCGCUCACACUCUCGCAGCAGCGUCCUCCAGGGUCUCCCCUUUGGGGGGAUACCCACCGUCUUGACCAUCAAUGUGCUCAUGUGGAUGUUCCUUUUGCUCAUCUUCUCCUGUCUGAGGAAGGCUGCUUGGGAUUAUGGCCGCCUAGCUCUGCUGAUGGACAACGACAGCCUCACAUCUCUGUUCUAUGGAGAACCAAGUGAGAAGGAGAAGUCUCCCUCAGAGUCUAGCCCUUCUGACUCUGAGACCAAGGACAUGGGUUUUUGUUCGUGGCUCACAUCUCUUUACCAUAUGAAGGACGAGGAGAUCCGCAGCAAGUGUGGCAUUGAUGCCGUCACUUAUUUGUCCUUCCAGCGCCACAUCAUCCUGCUCAUGACUGUGGUGUGCCUGCUGUCUUUGGCUGUGAUCCUGCCAAUCAACUUUUCCGGGAAUCUCUUGGGAGACAGUCCUGAGAACUUCGGAAGAACAACACUGGCUAAUGUUAGUGCAAAGGACAGCUUCCUGUGGCUGCACGCCAUAUUUGCUUUAGUCUACUUUCUUAUCACGUUUAUAUGUAUGGCUCACCACUCCAUACGGCUGCAGUACAGAGAAGAUGAGAAGGUUGCAAGAACACUGAUGAUCACAUCUAUACCCAGAGAAAUCUCAGACCCAGGACUGAUUACCAAACACUUACAUGAGGCUUACCCCAGUUGCACCGUCACCGACAUCCGCUUCUGCUUCGACAUCAACAAGCUAACGAGGCUUGACUUAGAGAGGCGUAAGGCAAUGAAAGGCAGGCUGUACUUUGCCACAAAAUCCCAGAAGGAGGGAAAGAUCAUGAUGAAGACCCACCCGUGUGCUCAAAUAUUCUGCUGUGACAUUUGUGGCUUUGAAAAGGUGGAUGCAGAACAAUACUACAGCGAGUUAGAAGAGAAAUGUACGGAUGAGUUCAAUGCUGAGAAGAAUCGCAUCUAUAUGAAGAGGCUGGGCAUCGCUUUUGUGACGUUUCGCGAUGAUAGAAUGACUGCUGUAAUUGUAAAGGACUUCAGUCGCGUGCGCUGUCGCCGUCGACCCCAGCAGUCCAGCGUCACCACGGUGGUCCAGUCUCACCAGUGGGGCAUCAGCUACGCUCCUGCUCCCAAUGACAUCAUCUGGGAAAACCUGUCAGUCUGUGGAUCUCACUGGUGGCUCCGCUGCGUCCUCCUCAACAUCCUCCUCUUUCUGCUGCUCUUCUUCCUCACCACUCCCGCCAUCAUCGUCAACACCAUGGACAAGUUCAAUGUCACCAGGCCUGUGGAGAGUCUGCAGAGUCCUAUCAUCACUCAGUUCGUCCCAACCCUCCUGCUGUGGGUGUUUUCAGUCCUGCUGCCCUUUGUCGUCUACUACUCAGCCAUCUUUGAGUCCCACUGGACCAGAUCUGGUGAGAACCAGGUCACAAUGCACAAGUGCUUUCUACUGUUGGUUUUUAUGGUCCUCAUCCUGCCUUCGCUUGGUCUGUCCAGUCUGGACCUGUUCUUCACUUGGCUUUUUGACAUUAACUUCCUAGAUGAAAAGGAUGUCAAAUUCCAGUGUGUUUUUCUCCCUGACAACGGUGCGUUCUUUGUAAAUUACGUGAUCACUUCUGGGCUGAUCGGCACCGCCAUGGAGCUGCUUCGUAUCCCGGCGUUGACAGUGUACGGUCUUCGCCUCUGCUUCGCAAAGUCUCAGGCUGAGCGUAUUCAUGUAAAACGGAGUCAGACCUAUGAGUUCCAAUUUGGCCUGGAGUACGCCUGGACCAUGUGUAUCUUUGCUGUCAGUGUGACCUACAGCAUCACUUGUCCCAUUAUUACACCAUUUGGUCUGCUCUAUGUGAUCCUGAAACACAUGGUUGACCGCUACAACAUCUACUAUGCAUAUGUUCCCACCAAGCUCAACCAGCGCAUCCAUAGAGCCGCCAUCCAUCAGGUCAUCUUGGCUCCCAUCCUCUGUAUCUUCUGGCUGCUCUUCUUCUCCGUUCUCAGAUUAGGUGCAGUGCAUCCCAUAACCCUGUUUACUUUGGUGUCCCUGCUCUCUUCUGUUGCUGUUUCCUUUUUCCGUUUGUGCCUUAAAAAGCAACCAGACAAGUCAACAAGCUACCAGAUGUCUAAUCAACCAGCAGAGCGAACAUUCAAUGAUGCGGACAGGAGUACAGUUACUUCAACCACCGCUUCCAGUCUGUUUGUGGCAUCCGUCCUGCUGGAGCCAGAGCUUGCGUUGACCCCCAUGCCCUCCCCGGCCCACCACAGCUAUGGCGCCAUGGCCAGCUCCCAAAGUUCAGCCCACGGCCCAGCAGAAGAAGAAGAGGAGGAGGGAGAGGAAGGGCACACCCAGACUCGUGAAACUGAGCUCCAAGACCCCCCUGACACCUCCUGCUCCAGCCCACUCAUGGACAGCCCCGUGGGCUACCAGUAAUGCCACCUUUCCCCCUAAAGCUGAUUUCCACAUGUACUUCACCUGAGAUCGUACUGCAGUGCCAUGUUUCCUCUCUCUGCUUGACCUCAGACUCCAACUUAGCUGCCUCAGGAGACUGGAGAUUAUUCAAAUGAUAGGAGCUGAAGAGGAUGUGAUGAAUAUACUGGAUCCAAGUAAUCAAUUCCAGAAUAUUUCUCAUACAACCAAACCGCACGCCAGUCACUGUAGAUUCCAUUCUCCUUCAUGACUCUUUUACCUUCAAGUGACUCGAAGCAAUGGAAGGCAAACUGUCUUUGGGUUAUCCGUCACAAACGCUAUACACGUCGUGCCCCUUGGACACGAUUGGAGGUGAAAAUCCCACCAGAGUGGGUGGUGUGAGCAGGCUCGCCCUGCCAGACUAACAGAGCGGUCCGGGCUCGGGUGAUAUCUGAUCGAUGGCGGCCAGAGCGUGGCGAGGCUGGGGGGUGGAGAGCGAAUUGCGAAGCCAUCUGCAGUGAGAGAGCUGACAGACGGAGGGUGCAAUGUAACGCAGAGAUGUACUGUAAGAUAUGUACACUCUCUAUCCUUCCCCUAGCACAAACAGCGCUACUCUAUCUGAAGCUUGUUGGACUAACUUCAGCAUUUAUUUUUGCUAAUGUAUUUGUUGUUGGUAUUACGCUUUGGCCUGGCUUGUUGAUUUGAUGAUUAUUUAUUUUUCUCUUUUGACCGUGUAGUUCAGUGUUUCCCAAACUUUAUUAAGCCAAGGCGCAUGUUUUACGUUACAUAAAAUCUCUCGGCACGCCACUAAACAAAAAUGUCACAAAAUGUUGUUUAUGUAUCUUCUGCCAUCCAGUGGAACAGCAUUUAAUGGUUUUUCCCGUCACUAUAUGUCACUGGCAUAGAUAGAUGAACAAAGAUAUUUUUUCGUAGUAAAUAAUUUUUGGACCAAUUAAUUGAUAAUGGCUCAUUUUCCGCAGCACAUAAGAUGAUCUCUUACCAGUGUGCCAAGGCUCACUGGCUGGGAAUCACUGGUGUAGUUAACUGAAUUCUUCUUUUCUUUUGUGUAUGCUAAAGAAGCACAUCGUAUUAUUUUAGUGUACAGUACAUAUUCCGGUACUUAUGUGAAAUGCUGAACCAGACACCACCCUGUGUCACAACUAAAGCCAUCAUUGUGUGCAGAUAACAUCAUGGUAUUCAUUUUGUGUGCUCCAAACAGUACUUUAGACCUCGACAAUGGCCAAAAUCUGUCCAACCUUCCAUCCAUCUAUCCAUUUAUUUUCUAUACCACUUAUUCUCAUUAGGAUCGUGGGUGAGUUGGCGCAGACUUUGAGCGGGAAGCAUGGUACACCUUGGACUGGUCACCACCAUUCACACCUAUAGAUCAUUUAGAAUUUUCGACAACCUGUUUUUGGAAUGUGCGAGGAAGGCGGAGUACCCAGAGAAAGCCCACUCAAGCAAGGAGAAAACACACAAACUGCAAACUGGAAGGCCGGAGCCGAGAUUCGAACGCCAAACCUCAGAACUGUGAGGCCAACGUGCUAAACACUCAUACACCAUGUUGCCGUCCAAAAUCCGUCUCCUUCAAUUUUGACAAAAAGUUAUAGCUCAAUACAGGAGUGAUGAUACAAUGCAGCGUGAAGGCUUUCCCAAUUUGAAAGAUCCUACAAAUAUGGCUCCUUUUUAUUCUCAGGUUUUUGCAGGAUACAUUGCUGCGAUAUCCCAAGAUCAUUUGCACACUACUGCUCAGUACUGAAACAUAUUUAAAUAUGGGAGCACAACUGGUCAUAUGUGAUGUUUGAACUUCUAAAAGACCUUCAAACUUCGGUGACAAUAUGUGACGCAGCAUAAUGUGAGCAUUAGUAAUGCUAAUAUUUUGAAUUUGUCGUCACCAAGCAUCAUGAUGUAAGGUAAUAGUGGAAAUCCAGAAAAUCUACAAAAGGCCUCCGAAAAGUCCUGCCCUAUUUUUCGAGAUGUGGGUCCAACCCAGUUCGGUGUAACCUUUCAAAUGUUUGGGGUCAUGCAUCAGAUGAUUAAAAUAUGAAUUGUUUGUUAUUCUCAAUUGUUGUUAUUUUACUAUUAACAUUAAUUGUGUUCCACGAGGAAUACAACUGGCGGCACGGUAGUUAGCACAUUAGGACUGGUCAGCACAUCCGCCUCACAGUUCCGAGGACCGGGGUUCAAAUCCCAGCCCCGCCUGCGUGGAGUUUGCAUGUUCUCCCCGUGCCUGCGUGGGUUUUCUCCGGGUACUCCCGUUUCCUCCCACAUCCCAAAACAUGCAUGGUAGGUUAAUUGAAGACUCUAAAUUGCCCGUAGGUGUGAAUGUGAGUGCGAAUGGUUGUUUGUUUAUAUGUACCCUGCGAUUGGCUGGCGACCAGUUCAGGGUGUACCCCGCCUCUUGCCCGAAGAUAGCUGGGAUAGGCUCCAGCACACCCGCGACCCUAGUGAGGAAAAGCGGAAUGGAAGAUGAAUGAAAGAUGAGUGAGUAAUGCAACCCUCAUGUUCUUUGCUUCCAUCCACACCGAACCCUCAAAAAAGACAAAGUAAAUCACCCGCAAAGCGCCUUUUUUUGCUGGUACCCGACUGGGUGGAGCGCUGUUAAAAAAACUGUCAAAGGGUUGUAGGCUUGAUGAAACUAACCCACCAACUCCAGAAAGUAGAGGAACCCCAAUGUAACUGCUUUCAUCCACUUGUGUAUCAGAAACCAAAAGACAGUUGACCAGUAGGGGUACAUAGUGGUCAUCUACAACCGUUCAUUUUUUUUAUAUAUAUAUUUUUGUUGUUGAAAUACCAAAACAACGUCAACUGUGAUAUUUUAAUGGAGCUACAAUCAUUUGUAUUUGGUGGUCAAAUGUUUCUGUGCUGUGUGUCACAUGUAGUUACAAGAUUGAAAAAAUAUCUGCUGACUGGCUUGAUGACUUGUUAUUUGAAGCGCUUGUAUUCUCUUCAUUUACAAUCCAUCUGAAUAUGGCAUUUUGCAUUUGUAUGUUAUUUAAUUUUCCUCUCGGUGGAAUUUUGGCGUGAAUGUAAUAUGUCUGGCCACCCCCACGCCUCAAUCGUCUUAUUGCUGUGCCUUGAAGAACCACUCCCUUCUGUGUGACAAUCCAGCAUGGCCUGAAAUAUGCUGCAUGAACUAAAGACUAAAGAGCAGGCAAACCAACAAUAGAGCAGGACAACAACAUCAAAUGCUGUUAAGAAAAAAAAAAAAAAAAAAAAAAAGCUAAACUUUUUAGUCAGUGGCUUUCUGGUUCUUUUAGGCAGCAAACACCAGUCAUUGUGAGCUAAUGCAGACAAUAUUAAGAUUGCACCUCAUUUGUCCUUCACCAUUUAAGCAUUAGCAUGUCAACAGAUAUUCCUACAUUGGAGGCCAGGCAAUGCUGGGUUUGAUUGGUCCGACUUUUGGCCUGAUCAUGGACAUGAAAGUCCUAAAGCUUUUGGAGUCCGUACAUAUUUCUGACAAAUGAAAUGUAUUUUCUGCACACUGUCAUGUUGUGUAUUCGUGUACUGUUGAUUUGAUAAUUUGACAUUGAUUUAAAUGUACUUUCCCUUUUCCAAACGUCUUUUUUGUUCAUGGUAUGUGUACGCGUGGGCAUGUCCAAGAACAGUAUCAUUCGAAAAAUCCUUUCUUUCAUCUGUCAACGGUCUU
Molecule: messenger RNA, 6232 nt
Organism: Phycodurus eques (leafy seadragon)
Lineage: Eukaryota; Metazoa; Chordata; Actinopteri; Syngnathiformes; Syngnathidae
Gene: tmem63c
Product: transmembrane protein 63C
Exons: 23
Coding region: 82-2610 (842 amino acids)
Cellular component (GO): plasma membrane
Molecular function (GO): calcium-activated cation channel activity
Source: RefSeq, a predicted model, not a curated record